UCAGUAUUUGUCAAAAUGCAUAGAGUGGUAGCAUUGUUGGUUUGUCUGGUUGUUGGGGCCAGGGCUGGAACCGUUUCCGUAGCCCCCAAUCGGUAUGAACGUGAGGGUCGCAUUGUCGGCGGCGAGGAUACCACAAUUAGGGCGCAUCCCUAUCAAGUCUCAUUGCAGAAGAAAGGUGGCUCUCACAUGUGUGGCGGUAGUUUGAUCAGUCACAAUAUUGUGGUAACUGCAGCACAUUGUCUUCAGGGCUAUAAGGCAUCCACGUUUUGGGUGCGUCUAGGCUCUACGCUCUACAAUGAAGGUGGAGUGCGUAUUGCCGCCGAAAAAAUUAUCUACCACGAGAAGUACGACCAUCAGACAAUGCAGUUCGAUGUGGGUCUGAUCAAGUUAACCGAGAGUGUGCUGGAGACUGAGGACAUACGUUACAUAGAGCUGGCUAGAACAACACCAGAGACUGGUACUCCAGCUGUGGUCACCGGCUGGGGCUCCAAGUGUCAUUUGUGGUGCAUGUCCUUGCCCAAGGUCCUGCAAGCUGUCACCGUUUACAUUGUGGACUGGAUGAAGUGUGCAUCUGAUGCUUAUAAAUACGGUGAUAUCGUCAAGGACACUAUGGUCUGUGCCUACGAGAAGAAGAAGGAUGCCUGCCAGGGUGAUUCCGGCGGUCCGUUGGUGGCCAACGAUCAACUGGUUGGUAUCGUAUCCUGGGGCUACGGUUGCGCCUCCGAUCUGAUGCCCGGUGUCUAUGCUGAUGUGCCUACUCUGCGCGAUUGGAUCAUAGAAACAUCCAAAGCUUUGCAGAAUUAGUUUUUAAUAAAUGAAAACAGUUGAGUUGAUACAAAUAAAUAAUAUUCGAACCAUAA
Drosophila innubila is the source of this 860-nucleotide messenger RNA. RefSeq names its product trypsin theta. The record is from RefSeq and is a predicted model, not a curated record. Lineage: Eukaryota; Metazoa; Arthropoda; Insecta; Diptera; Drosophilidae. Gene Ontology annotation, biological process: proteolysis. The coding region runs from base 16 to 804 and encodes 262 amino acids. The transcript has a single exon. Gene Ontology annotation, molecular function: serine-type endopeptidase activity.